AUGGCCGCUCACACUCUCAGACCGACGUCUUCCGGGUCGGAACAUCAGCAACAGCACCACGGCGAUUUCGUGCUUUUCGGAGAGGAUCCUAUAUAUGCCACUACAUAUCGAACACCAUCUUUCUCCCACCCCGGCAGCAAUCUUUUCCCCCAGGUCCUUUCCGACGUUUCCUUCCCAGGCGUCUUGGGAGAAUCCCACAUCUCGGAUGCCCGCAACAUGAACACUCAUUUCUACUCUCUCGGCACCUCCGGUAUCGAACACGAGCUUCCCGUAACCUCCUCCGCCCCCGGCUUCGACCACCACAUGGCCUACAGCCACUUUGGGGCUUCCGAUAUCCCUCGUUCCACUUACAUGACCGAGUCGUUGACAUCCGCCCCCGAUGUCUUGAUCCACCCUCCGACUCUCUCCUAUCACGCGAAUCAGUUUCCUCAUCCUAGUGAGUACCGAACGACACCUUCUGCUUCCCCCGCAACGUCCGCCGGCGGCUUCGAUGGAUCUGGGAGUGGCCUAUCGGGCUCCGAAGCUGGCAGUGUGCGAGGUUCGCCCUUCAACCCUCCCGUCGGCGUUGAAGACCACCUGCGCAGCUUCGGUGUCGUCGACCCUGCUUUCACCGACAUAGACCCUUCCCUGGUGUCCAAUUCGCCUCCCGCCGAGCAGCCGCUCUCGGCCGUUUCCCCGUACGGCUCUCCCACCUGGGGUACGAUGCAUUCGGGCCCUCCAUCCCCCAACCUGAGAAGACAACACAGCCAGACCGGAAGACUCACCCCCGGUCACCAAGCGUACACCAGACACAUCCCUUACUCGCCGCGAAGACCCUCGACCGGAUCGGUACACUCCCACAGAUCCAUGGGAUCCCCGCACGUCAACAACUUGGAGCAAGAGGAAACGUAUAUCCCCAGCGGGAUGGGAUACCCACCCAGUCGAUCGCCCUCUCAGAAAUCCAACUGUUCCCACAGACACGCAAGAGCGGAGAGCACCUCGGAAAGCAUCAACAGUGCUACCGGCUCGGCCGGAGGAAAUCCUCCUACCAAGGACGCAAAGGAAACACUCUGCCUCGAAUGCAACAAGUGCUUCCGCGACCUCCGCGCCCAUCAAUACACCCACUUAGCUGAGAGACCUGAGAAGUGCCCUAUCGCUACCUGUGAAUACUCGAAGAAAGGGUUCGCGCGCAAAUACGACUGCCAGCGCCACACCUUGACUCACUACAAAGGCACCAUGGUAUGCGGAUUCUGCCCCGGCUCGGGCUCGGCGAUGGAGAAGUCGUUCAACCGCGCAGAUGUCUUCAAGAGGCAUCUCAUGGCUGUCCACCACGUGGAGCAGACACCACCGAACGGUAGACAGAAGAAGAGCUCGAAGGGCAAGGGAUUGCAAGAGGACGACCUUUCGAACCACUUCUCGAGCGGCAAGUGCAGCACUUGCAGCAUCACCUUCGCCACCGCGCAGCAGUUCUACGAGCACUUGGACGACUGCGUUCUCUCCAAGGUUGUGGAAGAGGAGCCGGCAGCCGCCGCCAACGAAAUGAAUCUCUCCCAAAUCAAACUCGAGGAUCUCGAGGAGGACUUUGCACACAUCAACGACGAUGACGAGGAUGACGACGAGGAGCUCGGAGAUGUCGACGAGAUGGACGACGACGAGGAUAAGGACGAGACAUACGUCGGUGGUCCCGUCAAAAAGAACAACAAGAACCGUCGGGCCCCCACCACUCGGUCCAAGGCGAAGACCAUCAAGAGGUCCGGAUCUGGCAGUAGCCGCCUAGGGGACCGCAACGCCAUCACGAAGCCUCUGAGGCGGAGAAAGAAGAAGAAGCACUUUCCCGCGGGAUGGGGCGCAUCACCAGAACACAUGGUCACCAAAAGACGGUGUCUAGUAGUCUACGAUGGCCCCAAGAUGUUGUGCAAGGACGAGAUGAUGAUGAGCACCGAAUGGGAAGUCCGCGCCGAAGUCGGAGACUUGUCCGACCUUGAUUACUGGACCCUGCGGCGAGCUGAGGCCUUUUUGGAUUCCGCACCCAGCCGGGGCGGUGAGGCGACUCCCCUCAUCGGAGGGGUACGAUGA
Messenger RNA from Tricharina praecox, 2055 nucleotides. RefSeq lists its product as uncharacterized. The transcript has 2 exons. The record is from RefSeq and is a predicted model, not a curated record. NCBI's taxonomy places the organism in Eukaryota, Fungi, Ascomycota, Pezizomycetes, Pezizales, Pyronemataceae. The coding region runs from base 1 to 2055 and encodes 684 amino acids.